AUGACGUCCGAAAAAAAGAAGAUGUUCCCAUUGUUUAAUUUGGAUGACAAUGACAUUGUUGAUAAUUCAUGUCAAAGGUAUGAAGACGAUACAAUUUCUGAUAAAGAUUUUGAGACUGCUCCAGUACCUAACAUCUCAGCUAUAGAAAACCAUAAUGAUCUGCAUGAUAUUGCUUCUUUUAUAAAAAAACGCUCUUUACAAGAAUCUGAAAUUAUUGCUUGCUUGAAAUUUACUUGGGAGCCACCACUUAGCUUUGCUUUUCCAGUACAAAUAGAAGGCAAUCGAACCCGUAAAUUUCAACAUAGAUAUUUACAACUGUUUCCUUGGUUGGCGUAUAGCAAAGAUAAACAAGGAGCUUUUUGUAAAUGGUGUGUUAUUUUUACAACUUCUGGUGGAGGAGUUGGCAACCAGCCUCUUGGUAAACUAGUUAAAGAAUCAAUGGUCAAAUAUAAGCAUGCUCUGACUGAUUUAAAUAAUCAUGCCAAGACUGAAUAUCAUCUUCUUGCAGCACAGAGGGCUAAUGAUUUUUUGCAUAACUAUGAAACUGGAAAUGAAAAAGCUGUAAAUGUACUUCUUGACAGCCGCAAUAAGCAAGUAAUAGAAUAUAAUCGCAAACGUCUCAUACCUAUAGUAAAAACAAUAAUAUUUUGCGCACAAAAUAAUUUAGCUCUACGUGGUCACCGAGAAAUAGGGUCAAUGAAAGAUAAUGACACAAGAGAUAAAUGUUUAACUGGAGAACAAGGAAUUUUUCGUGCCUUACUAUCUUAUAGAAUUGAAUGUGGCGAUUCAGAUCUUUUAACUCAUUUAGAAACUUCCAAUAAAAAUUAUGUACUAAACUGUGUAAUCCGUGAAGACUUCUUAGGUUUUAUCAAAAUGGAAUCAACAACAGGAAUUGCUAUAAUGACUGCCAUACAAAAUGAAUUAGAAAAUAUAGGUCUCACUUAUGAAAACCUUCGUGGGCAAGGUUAUGACGGAGGUUCCAAUAUGUCGGGCGUUAAUAAUGGUGUACAAUCAUUAAUUUUAAAAAAACAACCAUUGGCUUUUUACACGCAUUGUUUAAGUCAUUGUCUUAACUUAUGUUUGUCUAAAGCUUGUAAUGUACCUGCAAUUAAAAAUAUGAUGGGAACUAUUCAGUCUGUUUCUGGUUUUUUUUCUAACUCUGCAAAAAGAACAGAAAAACUUAAGUCUGUUAUAGAAAGUAGUGAAAUUUCAGAAUCUAAUGAACCCAGUUGUAUUAAAAAAAGAAAACUUAAAAUUAUAUGUGAAACCCGAUGGGUUGAAAGGCACACAGCUUAA
Molecule: messenger RNA, 1296 nt
Organism: Acyrthosiphon pisum (pea aphid)
Lineage: Eukaryota; Metazoa; Arthropoda; Insecta; Hemiptera; Aphididae
Product: zinc finger MYM-type protein 1-like
Exons: 5
Coding region: 1-1296 (431 amino acids)
Source: RefSeq, a predicted model, not a curated record